GUCUUGCGUACUGCAGCUGAGCGCAGAAGGAUUGGCUUUAUUGCACUAGGGGGAACAGUAGGUAUCCAGGAUAUAGCAGGCAAGUGGUAAACACAAAGGGAGGGCUAUCUGCUGCUGCUGCCCCAGUCAGUACUUGACUGAGAGAGACAGACGGAGAGAGAAAGAGAGAAGAAAUGGAGACAUCCAGCCAGCUACUAAGUCUUGACCAAAAGAAGGAGGAAGAUGUCGGGACUAGCUUGUUUCACUGCCAUAUGAAGCAAAGGAGGCUUUUUAAUCCUCAAGAGGAGAUGAAGUUCCUGUUACACCGGUUGAUAGUCGUCGCCAGCCUCCCCCAGCAACUCGCAGACAGGAAAGACCUGGGAGUACACUACGAAGAACUGAACCAGCGCUUGCAGAGGUAUUACCAAGGAGAUGCUAUCACAGGCCUGCUUUUGCUGUACCCAACCUGCAUGCUUCAUGUCAUUGAGUCCUCCAGCGAGGUUCUUGUAUCUCUGCUGCAGGAUCUGAGGGACAUGCAGGAACGGCCACACUGUGUCCUGAUCGAGGCGCCCAGGGUCCUGGUGAUGUCACAUGACCUUCCCAGCAGGUUGUUCCAGCAGUGGAGCUACAAGGUGUUGAAUGUGCCGGCCAGGGUGGGUGGGAUGCUGAGUAGAGACGGGCCAGAGAGGGAGGAGGAUGAGGACACCGACACACUGGUCAGCACCGCCCUGUCUAUGCUGCUCAAGCUGGGGAAUCACCUCCUCAAAGCCACCAAGGGGUCAAAGAUGCCUCUGGGCUCUGUUCUGGAUGAAGUACCAGAGAUGAUAGUCCCCCAGGAUAUUCUGGUUCAGCUUCUGUCCAGAGGAGACCUUCUGAGCCCCCAGCAGUACCUGCAGGCCUACCACACCCCUCUCCACAUCCUCAUAGACUCUGGGCACGUGUUUGGAAGCAGUCAGCUAACUACAGUUUAGUGUUUGGCCAAAAGGUCAAAGAGCGUACUUGGCCUCCACCCGAGCAACUUCGAUGUGAAUUCUGACUUCUGAUGUGAUACAACUAGACAUUUGAAUGUGCUUCCUACUCAAUCUGUUUUCAGGGUUCAUAUAUGCCUGGUUAUUUGGAUGUGUUAUUGAGAACUGCCAUUCAUCUGGACUGUGUGACACAUUCAACUCUAAAUAAUUGUCCUUGCUCCACAAAUGGAUACUACCUAACAAGAUACAAUGUUUGAUACUGUAGUGUUAAAAUACACAGGGACUGCAGGGUAGGUUUGGUUGUAUAUUGCAAAUAUUUCAUAAAUAUUUGACUGGA
Oncorhynchus gorbuscha (pink salmon) is the source of this 1284-nucleotide messenger RNA. Its product is annotated as testis-expressed protein 47. Bases 174 to 950 code for a protein of 258 amino acids. The record is from RefSeq and is a predicted model, not a curated record. Gene Ontology annotation, molecular function: blue light photoreceptor activity; FAD binding. Lineage: Eukaryota; Metazoa; Chordata; Actinopteri; Salmoniformes; Salmonidae. The transcript has 8 exons.